AUGGUAGCGGACAAUCUCAUCAAGAUUGUACGAGGGCUGGACCAGAGCGGUCCAGGUGAGGAUGGCAAGAAUCUGGAUCUCCUCUGGACCAAACUGGUCGCAUCGUCAGACGACUCAUUCCACGCCGCCGAGGAGAGCACGCUGCGAUGGCUGCUCAAGUCCAUGAAUGGCAAUGCGACCACCGCCGAAGCCAUGCGCCGCCAUCCACUGACGUGGACCAUGCUCGACUGCGUUUUCACACGAAUCCCUCUAUUUUCUCUCGCCAAAUCUCUGGCGGACCGAAAAUUCGUCGCAGUUCUUCAACAAACACUGAAGGACAUCUCGAUCGUCGCCAGCGAUAACGAGCAGCACAUCGCCAAGAAGCGAAAGCGAUCGUCAAUGAUUCAGUUUGGAAGUGACGAGAUAAAACAGCCACACGGGCGCCUUGCUACUGCAAAGUCGUUGUUCGCUACGCUGAAUUCACUACUAAACCGCCUCGACGACGCGACCGCCGCGAUAGCCCGAGACAACAUUGGCGCCGAGCAUAUCAGGUCGCUGUUCUGUAUGUCGGCUGCAGACACUGCUGCCCUUCUGGCGCCCGCAUUUUCUGUCUGUCAGCUCCUGAUGAACACCGAAAUGUACGACAUUGAAGGCGCCGAAGAAUGGGUUGCAGUGGCGUCGUCGCUUUGGGACUUACACAUGCAGGGCAAUGACGACAUGUCCGAAAUCGCUAUCCGCCUGUUCACCAUACCGGCCUCCAUCUUGGCUUCUUUGGAAAACCUGUCAGAGAAUGGACACAUUAGCACUCCGACCACACUGAAAUCGAGAUGGAGCGAGGAUCUACAAGAAUUCCUCCAGCGCAACUUGAUUCUUCCCUGCAGAACGGCGUUCCUCAACAGACAAGAUUUUGUUCCCAUUACUCGUGCAUUGGAUGUAUCACAGGCAAGAAUUCAUAUGACGGCGCCUUCACUGUACUUUUUAGCGGCAAGGUCAUCAGAUACAAAUGCUGAGGGCGAAAGGCGGAAAAACACAGUCGAAUGGAUGAAGCGCGUCUUUGAAGAGGUGGAAACGGCGAUACAUGAUAGGCCAGACCGAAACAUUCUGAUCAAGCUAAUUAUUCGCCAAGCGAUCGAAGAGUCUAUACCUGUGGAUGUGAAGAACUUGCGAGAGAUUGCCCGCGGCUAUGUGUUGAAAAAUGAGCCCACAGAUUGGGCUUUGCUUGGCAGCAUUGUUGCGUGUGACCCGGCCGUAUUUCAGACCAGCGGAGAUGGUAGCGAUUUGCUGGCGUCGAUCUGCGACAAGAUUUCAAAGGCAUCGUCGACAGAGUCUCAUCAGCAAAUCGCCGAGGUCCUGGGUGCCAUACGGCAAAGCUUCGUAAUUCGACGCGAUCUAGUCGCAUUUUUGCAGCUGUGGUUCACAGAGCUAAGGAAGGUCGAGGAAAGCAAGAAAGAAGAACAAUCGUCGUGGUUCGGGGAGGGGCCAAAGAAAUACAAGAGUGAGUAUUUGCAUGACCUGAUCGAGAAGGAGUUGAGUGUGUCUCAGCUCUCCGAAUUUGUUAGCUGGCUCGAGUCACAAGGCACGCAAUCCAGCCCCAAGUCACUCUGCACGGUCAGCGACACUAUAUCCGAGGGCUUGAAACGAGAGACAUUCAUUGACACGGUUGGUCUACGACUAUUUCAAAUGACGUGGACUGCCUGCGCUGGGUUGACUGAUUUACCGGCCAGAUGGCGCAUUAGCUCAAAGACAAUGCGAUGGGCAAAGCCUGAUGAGAAGACCUCCAUAUGGCAGUCAUUGAAGGACAAAGUCAAGCACAUAUUAAAAAAGGGAGGCUUGGACGUCGCUGAGACAUUUGAAUGUUUCUGUUUCUGCUACAAUGCGUGGGACGCUUUAGCGACGGAUGCUGAUGCAGCCAAGGAACCCGCCAAACUGAUACAGAACUUCUCUGAGCGUCUCGCCAAGAACCUCAUGUCCGAGCCCUCAAUCAAGAAGAUUACAGUCCUAGACAGGACUGGCUCCGAGCUCAACACCUUUGACAAUGAGAUACCAGCGUCUUGCUACCUUGACGUCUUUCUUGCUGGCGGCAGCCGAUUCAACCGGUUAUUCUCAAUGGCAAGCGGCGGCGUCCCAGAGCCUUUAAAGAAUGCGACAGCCGCUUCUCAACUUGACCUCAAGGACAAGAAGGUACUUUGGCAAAAAGUUUUCCUGAAUGACAUGAACCUCAACGAAGCAAAGCUUGCGCGAACGUUGGUUGAUGAAGUCAUUGAAGCACUAGAGGUAUCCGGCAAAGAGAAAGGCUGGCCGGAUAGCGAUGCGACGCUUGUUCUUCAUAUCUUGAGCCGCAUUCCACUAGACAGCUUCAACCGUUGGCAACGAGAAAAAGUGAUGAACACGCUGAAUCUCAAUAGCGGUAAAAUGGUUAGAUCGCCGAAGAAGACGGCAUUAUUCUCGUGGAAGCAGGUACUGAGCCUGGCAACCAAGAUGAUGGCUCGGGCGACAUUCUACAGCGACAUGACGUUUGAUCACCUUGUUCGAUUGGCUGAGGCCGUUUCUGUCUGCGUCGUCAAAAACUCUGCCGGCGACGAAGAGACAUUAGAGGUUAUCGAGCGCUUUUCUCAGAUGGCGUCGGCGACCAUUCGACAAAUGGCAGAUCAGGUGGACGAGAGAAGUACAACAUAUUUUGGCGAUUGCUCUGCUUAUAUUGCCGCGGCAUCUGCAAGCAAGUUUGAGAACCUCUCUGGUCUUCAUUACUCCUUGCUCAAAUCUUUGAUUUCAGUUGUUGCGCGGUCACCUAACACGCACAACAACCAAGUACUUUCAGAACUUGUCGUUGAGGGCCAAGGUAUGCUGGCCAAAGCCAUUAUGUUUGCAAUCAAUCCUUUGAUCACUGCAGAGGCUCUUCCAGCUGAGCCUAGUUCGGAACAGAGAUUCUGUCUUCUAGCCGCCGCAGAUGCAGCGCCCUCCGCUGCGCCCUUGGCGCAAUUAUACAAGGGCAAGCCUGCAGCUGUGCAAACUUUUGCUGGAAACUGCACCAGCAGGAUGGCAGAGGGUGAUGUUCUCGCUUGGAAAGUCCAGACCCUGCUGCGCAAUGAACUGCCUGCGGCUCUUCAGCUGCCAGCACCCAAGACGUUUGAUGCGCUCUCACCUCUCCCGCAGAAGCUUCGGUCCCAGCUCCUACGCGACUUUGCCAGCUCCAUCACAAAGUCGCUGAGAGUGCAAGAAAAGAUGGCAUAUUUGCGAGACCUGAUUGAUGCAAUGCGCGCUGGCUGUUUCACAGACGGCCAGACCCUCGCGAUCCAAGAGGUUGUAAGCCAGAUUAUAGCGUCGCCAGAGUACACGGGCAAGUUUGACGGCUAUGAUCUUGCCGCGGCCUACAGCGAAAUUGUCACCGUUCUCAGCAAAGCCCCUGCGCCGGCCAACGUUCAUCUGUGCCGCACGCUGUACUCUGUUCUGGAGAAGAGACCGCAGGCAGUCAGCCAGUGGGAUGUCGAAGCCACGCUGAGCACAAUCUGCGAUCUCUCUCCCGCUCAAGAGUCUGACGAAACGCGGCUACCGUAUAUCUGGCUGUGCAGGCUCACUGACGUCAUUAUCAAGAAACACAGGCUGCGUAUUGAGGGCCACUAUCACUUGCUUCUGGUUGUCUUGGAAACACUGCUUGACCGACUCGUCAUCCAUGAACUCGCAGAUGAAGAGUGGUCGGCUUCUCAAGAGACAAAAGCGCACGCCUAUGCGCGCCUGAUUACACUGGUAUGCGAGCCUACAGCAGGCGCCGUAUCGCGCACGCAGCACCAAAGCUCUCUGGACUCGGCGACGGAUGCGGCCAAGCGCUCUGCUGGACGCCACAUGCACAUCAUCCUGAUGCAGUACGUAAAGUUGCAGCUUACGGAAAACGUGUCGCGACCAAUCCGCGAGGCGCUGGAGCCGGCGAUGAAUUCUAUAUUCGACAUUACGCCACCAGAGGGGCGCAAGAUUCUCAACGACGCCAUGGAUGCGAGUGGCAGAGCCAUCUUGCGCGAAAUGUUUAAGCGAUAUGUCAAGUUUGGUAAAUGGAGUGGCGUUUAA
Molecule: messenger RNA, 4038 nt
Organism: Beauveria bassiana ARSEF 2860
Lineage: Eukaryota; Fungi; Ascomycota; Sordariomycetes; Hypocreales; Cordycipitaceae
Product: Urb2/Npa2 family protein
Exons: 2
Coding region: 1-4038 (1345 amino acids)
Biological process (GO): ribosome biogenesis
Cellular component (GO): nucleolus
Source: RefSeq, a predicted model, not a curated record